AUGCCUGAUCUAAUGAGAGGCUCCUUCAAGACCCGCUCGCAGGUCAAACUAUGGGCUCAUCUGGUAGCAUUGACACUAGCUAUUUGCGUAACAUCCAUCGCCGUGGCACGCAUGUUCAUCACGAAUAGUCAGAGGAGAGCUGCUGCUGCAAACAGCGUGACGGGAAAUGGAGGACAGAGGAGCAUGUCUGGGCAGAUUGCACUGAGCAUGGCUGCCAAAUCUAUCUUCUUCAUAACAUACCAACUUAUGGCGGAUCACAAAGUUUAUUUCAAGGAGAGGCCGAGAGUAAACAUGGUUCUCAACCUCAUUGAGGCUGUCGCUUGGCCAGCAGUAGUGGCUUUCACAGUCCAGGGUAUCUUGAAGAAGUGUACUGGCACGAAUUGUAUACUGAGUUGGAUUAUUGUUCCUCUGGCUGUCGUCAUGAGUUUGGUUUCUGCACUCGCAGCUUUCAUUUCGAUUGGCGAUUGGCAGUAUUUCAGGAAAAUAGGCUUGAAGCCAAGUGAGACCCGGGAGGAAACAGACGAGGUGAAGCUGGAGUCUGCUCAGGUUAGGACCAUAGACAUCGACCCCAAGGUCAGCAGACCCAAAGAGAGCAGGACCCGAGAUAGUGGGAACAGAGAUCAUAGUUCCAGAGAUACCAGGGACAGUCGGCCCUUUAGAUAG
This is a messenger RNA of Cadophora gregata, 663 nucleotides long. RefSeq lists its product as uncharacterized. The record is from RefSeq and is a predicted model, not a curated record. The transcript has 3 exons. Bases 1 to 663 code for a protein of 220 amino acids. Lineage: Eukaryota; Fungi; Ascomycota; Leotiomycetes; Helotiales; Ploettnerulaceae.